AUGCAAGUCGCAGCCUUCCUGUCCGACUUGAAAUCGCUGAGUAUAUGUUCCCAUGCCGCAGCUAUCGCAUUGGUGAAACCAGACGUCGGUGGGAUCAAAGACGAUUUAUCUGUCCAUACAGACCAGAAAUCAAGCGCUACCUCUGACAUUGAUCGAGACCUGCAGCGUGCUGAAGAGCUCGUCUUACUGCACUAUGAUGUGAAAGUCAAACAUCUCAAGUCUGGCCUGGGGCCUGAAAUUAUUGAGGCACGCAGGCGUGUGGAUGAAGUCAUGGCCGCUUUGUCUUGA
Molecule: messenger RNA, 288 nt
Organism: Exophiala bonariae
Lineage: Eukaryota; Fungi; Ascomycota; Eurotiomycetes; Chaetothyriales; Herpotrichiellaceae
Exons: 2
Coding region: 1-288 (95 amino acids)
Source: RefSeq, a predicted model, not a curated record